UGAACAGAGAAGAACCAUGAGGUUCACAAGUGCUACCGUGUUAGUGGCAGUAGCUCUCAUUUGCACAUCUUACGGUUAUCAGGUCAAACCACGUGACUACAACCUUACGGUUCAAAGCCUCCAGAAAGAAUAUGUGAAUUUGGAGCAAGAAUUCCGGCAGGAGUUCCAACGAUGGCGCCAAACUGGAGAGAAAAGCGCCCAAAUGAUGAGUAUGCUGGAUAAAUGGCAGUUCCCGGAGCAACAACGCGGCACCGAUCUGGAAGAUCUACCGAUCUCGCGGGAAGGUGAAAUGUGCGGCCUCUGUAGAGCGGUUGCAACCCAGUUGAUCGAGCUACGCAAAUCGGGAGCAUCAAGGCAGGAGCUGUUCGACGUCAGCUAUGAUCUGUGUAUUUCUUUGAAGGCGGAAGAUCCGGUGGUGUGUCGCCAAUCGAUCGGUCUUAAUUUGGAUGUGUUCCUUUAUAUUGUGGACACUCGACCGGAUUUGAGGGUCGAUAGUGCAUGUGCAGUGGCUUAUCAAUCAUCGGCCUGUCUUUUGGAUGACUCCGAAUACAUGGAUUGGACUGUUAAUGUUGAUCCUGCCAAGAAACCAAUUACUGGUUCUAAAGCCUUCAACCAAAGGCGUAGUCCGAAUGACAUCAAAAUCGUGCAGAUUACGGAUUUCCACUAUGAUCUCAAAUAUGCUGUAGAUCACAAUGCAAACUGUGGACUGUUGGCCUGUUGUCGUAACGAUCAGGGAAUCCCGGAAAACCCAGAAGAUAGAGCCGGUCGUUGGGGUGAUUAUCGACAGUGUGAUACUCCCUGGGAUGCUGUUGAAGAUUUGAUCGAUCAUAUCGCAGAGAAUCAUCCGGAUGCACAGCUUGUCUAUCACACUGGGGACGUCAUUGAUCACGGAACCUGGGACACCUCCGUCGGAUCCAACCUGCGUAGUAUGGAUCUUCUUCAAAGGAAACUUCGUGAGACUUUUCCACGAACUCCGGUUUUCAACAUUUUCGGUAACCACGAUGCUCAUCCCACUGAUCUGUUUGCACCUAAAUCUGUAAGAGAACCUGAGUUCUCCAUGGGCUGGUUGUAUCACUACUCAGCCAGUACCUGGGGUCACUGGCUACCACUGUCCAGCCAAGCCACUAUCAAAACCGAUGGGUACUACUCGGUCUUAGUUCGACCAGGCUUCCGGAUCAUAGCUCUCAACAACCAAGACUGCUACACCCAGAACUGGUGGCUCCUGUACCAGCCAAAUUACCCGGUUCAUCAACUCCAGUGGUUGCACGAUGAACUACUCCGGGCUGAACGAAACGGUGAAAAGGUUCACAUUUUGGCUCAUGUACCCUACAACUCGUACACGGCGAUGUUCAGACCGUGUCAGAGGGAGUUCCGUCGAAUUGUUGAACGUUUUUACGAUACCAUCAGCGGCCAGUUCAAUGGCCACACUCAUCGUGACGAGUUCUACGUUUACUACUCGAAGGAGCAGCCCCAGUAUGCUCUCAGCGUUGCAUGGAAUGGAGGCAGCGCCACUCCGUGGAGGUUCGUUAACCCCAACUACGUGGUGUAUUACGCUGACCCUGUCACCUACGAGGUUACCGAUUUCGAGUCGUACAGCUACAACCUAACCGAUGCUAAUCUGUAUCCGGAACGUCGCCCAGAGUGGUACAAAAUGUACUCGCUGACGGAGGAUUUCGGUAUUUCGAAUGGAAGUCCAGCGGAAGUGGAUCGUGCGUUGAAGAAUCUGGCUCACCCUAGCUCUCGGGGUCAGCUACUGAGAUAUUGGCAGUAUAAGAUCAAGUUCGGGGAACCGUUACUGGCGCAGGGCUGCGAUGAUGAGUGCUUGCUCGGGCAUCUGUGUCAGAUUGUGGUCAGCGAGACGGACGAUGGCACUAAAUGUGAUGAGUUGAGGGAGAUUUUCUAUGAAGAAUAGGAGUUCAAUUUUGUUAAUGUUUUGUAAACUUUAAGUCCAGGGCAGCUCUAAUACCUUUUUAUUUAGUUUGGAUUCUAUUCGUUUUACCAUAUCUUUGGCAUUUGUGACUUUAUUACAACGUUGCAGUUGGCAGACAGUUAUUGUUAUGUUGAGUUCGGUGUUUACUCUAGGACUCUAAAUCGAGGACAUCGGCUCAGGAGGCAAUUGAUUUGCCAAUCACAAGCCCACAAGCACUUAUAUCACCCAUAA
Uranotaenia lowii is the source of this 2161-nucleotide messenger RNA. RefSeq names its product sphingomyelin phosphodiesterase-like. Gene Ontology annotation, molecular function: acid sphingomyelin phosphodiesterase activity. NCBI's taxonomy places the organism in Eukaryota, Metazoa, Arthropoda, Insecta, Diptera, Culicidae. The transcript is spliced from 4 exons. Gene Ontology annotation, biological process: sphingomyelin catabolic process; ceramide biosynthetic process. The coding region runs from base 17 to 1912 and encodes 631 amino acids. Gene Ontology annotation, cellular component: lysosome. The record is from RefSeq and is a predicted model, not a curated record.